Pogona vitticeps (central bearded dragon) is the source of this 3252-nucleotide messenger RNA. RefSeq names its product serpin family G member 1 (gene SERPING1). Gene Ontology annotation, molecular function: serine-type endopeptidase inhibitor activity. Lineage: Eukaryota; Metazoa; Chordata; Lepidosauria; Squamata; Agamidae. Gene Ontology annotation, biological process: negative regulation of endopeptidase activity. The record is from RefSeq and is a predicted model, not a curated record.
GUCUGGAGUCAGCCAAUGCGCUCUAAAGCCUCUCCUCUUCCCUCCUCUAUGCUCCAUUCUCUGAAACCAUCUCUAGAUAAGGUGUGUCACAACAGUUACUAUUGUUGGGCCCGCUCCAUACAGAGACGGCUCAUUGCCACCAUGAAGACCUGGUUGAUCCUCCUAUGCCUGGCCACUACUGGGAUACCAAGUUUUUCGUGGGAGGUGGCAGAUGGCAAACUAAGAGUAGCUGGGACUCCAUCUCUCCCUCAAGAUCCUGGGAGAACAAAUGCCAACACCAAGGACGAAGCAGGAAUUUGGAAUUUCUUUAAGAGAGCUUGGGGGGAAUUCCUGGACUUCGUUAAGGGCGAGGAAGAUGACCAAACAAGAGUGGCUGGAACUCCUCUUCCUUUUGAAGGCACUAGGAGAAUGGAAAGAUCUCACUCAGAUCCAGACACCUGGAAGCUUCACAAGCCCAAACUGCACUUCUCUAUGAGAACUUCGGAUAAGGAGAAUGAAGUUGAUGAUGAGAGUAUAAAUCCGAAACAGGAAGCAACUCCUCUGAGUGAUACAUCUAAUGAAAUAAAAGGAGAGGCUGCCACUCCUGCUUAUACACAGAACACUGAUGAUGAGUACUUCUUUGAACUCCCAAAAUGUGUAAAUGCAACAGAAAUGGCUGUGAGAGCACCAACCACAGCAGAACCUGUCACAACCCCCACAACAGCAGUGCCUACCACUUGCCCACCCCAGAAGUGCCCUCCACUGCGCAUUAACCCCUGGGCCGCAUGCACUAAUUCUACUCCAGAGGACAACACCAAGUUGGCAGAAGCGCUGACUGAAUUUACAGUGCGGUUCUACAAAACUGCAACCCGACACAAGAGUAGAGACUCUAAUUUUGUCUUCUCACCCCUCAGCAUCUCAACCAUGCUCUCCAACCUCUUGCUAGGAACCUGCGAUGAAACCAAAGACCGCCUUGAGAAGCUGCUCUCCUAUCCUAAAGAAUUCACAUGUGUCCAUAAAGCUCUAAAAGCCUUCAGUAAAUCAGAGGCCUUGACAUCAGCCAAUGCGAUUUUUUAUCAGCCAGCAUUGAAGCUGGAGAGUGAUUUCCGCAACUUAUCAAAGGCAUACUAUCAGACAGAACUAUUGCCCCUUACAAACAACAGUAAUCAGGCUGUGUUUGAUAUCAACGCAUGGGUGAACAGACAUACUGGUGGAAAGAUCAAGAAACUGCUAGAUGACCUGGAUUCAGAUGCCCAGAUGGUGCUUCUCAACGCUGUCUAUUUCCACUCAAAAUGGAAGAAUGUAUUUAAAUUGGAAAAUACAAAACGGGAAUAUUUUUACCGUGCAAACCUCCCUCGCAUCAAAGUGCCCAUGAUGAUGAGCAAGAAAUACCCUGUGGCUUCCUACAUGGACCACUACCUGGGGGCAAAGGUUGGCCGGUUCCAAAUGUCUCAUGGCAUGAGUCUGGUGAUCAUCGUGCCUCGGGCCUUGUCGCAGAAUCUCUCUGAGGUAGAGGAUAAGCUCAGUGGCCCUGUCUUCCAGUCCAUGAUGGCCAAACUGGAGACCAUCCCUUUCAAACCCACUAUAGUAUCUCUCCCGAAGUUCAAGGUGGAUUCCUCCCAGGACCUCAUGGAAAUCAUUGGGGCAAUGGACUAUGGCUUUUUCUUUGAUGCCAAUCUGUGUGGGAUCUCUCGGGAGGAAGAGGUGGCCGUGUCUGGAGCCCAGCACAGGGCUGUGAUACAGAUCAGUGAGGAAGGCGUGGAGGCCGCUGCUGCCACUCAGGUCUCCUUGGCCCGCUCGGCCAAUUUCUUCGAAGUGCAGCAGCCCUUCUUGUUUUCAUUGUGGAAGGACAAAACAGCUCCCCUCUUCCUGGGACGCAUUAGUGAUCCACAGUCACAAUAAAUUUCUCCUUACUCCUGUCACCUCCCAUUAGUAAGGUGAGGACAAUGCCCCUACAGUUGCCCUAGGCCACACCUGCACUCUAUAAGCAUGAAGAUUUGUGCUGGGAUGAGAGCAUGGAACCUGCUUUUUCCAUCCCUUGUUUAGCUCAUGCCAUCCCAUUGUUUCUUGUUUAAAUCCUCAUGGUUUCCUCUCUGUCCUUUAUAAACCCUCAGGCACCCAGGAUGGGACACUUUAAUCCCUCAGAGUCAUGUUUUGUUGCAAAAUUCACACAGAACAGGAGCUGCAGUGUAGCCACUUGCCAGUCAUUCAUCCAUUUUCUUUUAUGUCUUGCCUUUGUCCACAUGAAAGGACUCAAGGUGGCGUACAAAGGGCUUGGAAAGGGGUUUAUAAACAAACAGGCAGCCAAUAUAACAACCAAAAAGGGGAGACCCAACAAAUCUGUUGGCUUUUGCCACCUGCAUCGAUGGUUUUUCUUUCGGUCCCAGCCUUUGUAACGUAUUGGGACAAAAAUAUCCCAUACCAUGUUGUGGCUCCCCUUGAUGGUGUGAACCUGAAAUGGUAUGCUCUGCUUGUCAGUAGGCUGGCCUCAUCCAGAGGAAAUGGACAUAUUUCAGAUUGUGAGGAGAGAGAUAGUGGAAUUCUCAUUCUAUUUAGGAAACAUGGCAUGCUGCUAGAACUGUAUGUUAACUUCUGACCUCAGUCUGCAAUAUCCUGGCAUUCUUGUUGGGAGGGAGGGAAACCAACAACUCACAAGCAAAAGUAAAUGAAGGGCAAGUGCGGUUUCCUUUCCUGUGCCAUUUUCCUAGGAUAUCUUUUUUUUUCCUUUGCAUCUGUAAGCUAGAAGAAAUCUGCCUGUUCUACUUUAUAACAUGCCUGACAUAGUUUAAAAUGAAACAUUAGGGUCCCAUUUGCCAAGGCCUUCGCUUUAUUUUCCCAUGCUACAAUUAAAACCAUUCAUCCAGCCUCUUUCAUUCCCUUCUGCUUUCAUAACAAAUAAAAAUACGAGUAUAUUGGCUUCGUGAACUAUUAUUGCCUUCUGUGGAAUGGAAGAAAUGUGGGGUAAAAGAAAGUUUUGACAAAUAGAGUGGCCCCAUUAUUAUUUUUUAAUCAUGUAGACCUGGUGCCACAGAUAGUGGGUGAGCUGGGCAGGAAGGCCAACAAGCUACCAGUCACGAUGGGUAUGGCCAAGGAGAACAUUGCAAGUUGUGCUCGUGUUAUUUUGAAAAUCAGAAUUGUAAGCCUCGUUCCACAAAUAGUGUUUGGGAGGGAGGUUGUCUGGACCAAAAAGGCCAGCGCUUUCUCCAUUUGCAUGUUUGUACAAAUAUAGAUCUCAUCAAGUAAACCCUUAAUACAAGGUCUCAUGUUUUUAGC